Molecule: messenger RNA, 1743 nt
Organism: Lachancea meyersii CBS 8951
Lineage: Eukaryota; Fungi; Ascomycota; Saccharomycetes; Saccharomycetales; Saccharomycetaceae
Source: the annotation of a GenBank genome assembly
AUGAGCACUUUAACAAUGGCCACAGUGUUAGAAAGCGUAUAUGUGGAUCUCCUCUUUUCUCCCAGUCGCAACAAGCCGUUUUCAACCUCGACCGUGGUCGUCAGCACGGGCUCGUUGAUAGUUCGAGCACAGUCCUCGUCUCUGACAACUUCACAAUCCACUGCUACCCUUUUACAGCUUUUGACUUCGACUAGUUGGUUAACUUCCAGUGCCAAUAUCAUAACCAAUGCCAAAACCAAUGUAAUUUCCAGCCAGACCCAGCAAACGACCACAAGCGCUAUUUUGAUGGACAAGGUCUCGGAGGGACAAAAUGCUUCGUCCACCAUAGUCGCAUUGGCCAUAGGUUUGCCCUUAGGCAUUUUUUGUCUGGGAUUCGGUUUCGUCGUCUUUUUUCUGUGGCUACGCAAACGAAAGUACAACCGGUAUCCUGUUACGCCUUCGUUUUCCAAGUCCAGUGCACCCGCACCACGUCGAGAAUCCAAAAUAUGGACGCGAUUGUUCAAUCAGGAGCCGGGCCAGCACACCCAAAACUAUCACCGUCACUAUGACGAGAAAUAUAGUGCCGAGUCCUUUGUCUCUCUUCGUGAUACUAGUGCGACCAUCAAGUACAAGAUCACCUCUUCCAAUCCAACGUCACAGCAUGUGCAAACACCUCAAAAAGCUGUAUUUCCCGUUAAUGAAAGCUACAGUUCAAACCAGAUCAACACAUUCUUGUAUUCGAAACCCCCGCGCAUCCAAUCCAUCGGUUCUGCUUUGCCAAAUUUGUCCUCCGAUGCUUUGGGCGAAAGGCCAAACUUGCCCACGAACGGAACCUGGACCUACGAGUCGCCUCUGUCUCGGUGGUUUCUUACAAAAUCUACUUAUCUGCAAGACCAAGUCAAACAGCCCUUGAAGACAUCUACCGUCAAGCUGAAGCAGUUAAACAUUCUGUCAAGGGUUUCGAAAAACCGGAUUCAAAGCUUUCUGCCAGAUGAGACAUCCCCGAUUUUGAGUACAGCUCGAUCUCCUGUUUUUCAAGAAUCCUAUGUUACAAGCCAGCUGGAUCCUUUGGUGUUCAGAUCCUCUUCUCUGAAAUAUUCCAAGAAACAGGAAAAUGCGUCUUCUGACGAUAGAGGAACUAGAUACUUGAAAUCUGGAGAUAUUUCCAAAAUCAAUCCGUAUGCGCGUUCGAAAUUUUCAAAUAAUGUCAUAAAACCCCAGGUAAUUGACCGUUCUGGAAUCGAUACACGGGCAUUGUUAAAACCACUGGAUAUUCAAAGAAUUUCAACAAAAAACAGCGAAUCAGUAAGUCGACCCAUUUCAAACGGACGAAAAGUUAAACAACAUAAUCACGAGCUGAAACAACAUCUUCAACAAUUGGAGUCUGUCAAACCUUUGCCCUUGACCCCGAAAUCUAGACAGGCAUCGGAAAAUUUAGUCCUCGAAGUUGACGGAUGUGAAUCAAAUAAGGUGGUUUCCGCAACUAGUGCUUCCGACGUGGGGUUGCAUAGGAUACAUGUUGUAGUUCGCAGCUAUACGCAGAAACUGACUGAUGAAAUAACAGUGCGACCCCACGAACAUGUGCGUUUACUCGCUAGACAUACGGACGGAUGGUGCUUGGUUGAAAAAUGCAAGCCGAGUGGCAGCCCUCUUCACGAAAAUGAAGAUCCACAGCACGUUAAUAUUGACGGAGAAUUUUAUCUGAAUGAAUACCGCGGCAUUGUGCCCGGUGUUUGUUUGAAAGAGGUGAUACCUUCUCUAUAG